CCAAAAUAAUUCUAAAACCUUCCAUAACCGCCCCGCCCUUCCACUCUCUCUCUCUCUCUCUCUCUCUCUCGUGGUCCAUUUCCGUCAUUUCGCACAAAAUCCGAUGCCGCCUUCCGACGGCUUCAGCGUCCGGAUCGUCUCCGUCGACUUCUACAUGGCGCCGCCCAUCCCUGGCCUCGAUAUCUCCUACAGUAGCUUCCACGGUGGGAAGGUGAAUGAGGUACCUGUAAUAAGAAUUUACGGCUCUACUCCGGCCGGUCAGAAAGCUUGUCUGCACAUUCACAGAGCAUUACCAUACCUAUUUGUGCCGUGCAAAGAUAUACCGAAUCAACCACAUCAGAAAGGUGAUUCGUACACAUAUGAUAUAUCUCUUGCAUUAGAGAAAGCUUUGAAGCUCAAAAGCAGUGCUGGUUCAAAGCGACAACAUGUACAUGGUUGCAGCCUUGUCCACGCAAGGAAGCUUUACGGUUACCAUUCAUCAGAGGAGGUGUUUGUGAAGAUAUACCUCUAUUAUCCACAUGAUGUGACUCGCGCCGCCAAUCUUCUUCUGGGAGGUGCAGUUCUUGAUAAAUGCUUACAGCCCCACGAAUCACACAUUCCCUUCAUUCUCCAAUUUAUGAUUGACUACAACUUGUAUGGGAUGGGUCAUCUGCAUCUAUCAAAACUGAAGUUUCGUCAUCCAAUGCCAGAUGCUUUUACCCCUAGGAGAUCUUUUUACAAUGGACUGCCCGGUCAGGACAUAGAUAAUUUAACUGGGAUGUCUACAGAUGUCCAGGCAGAUAUUAGUGACCAUCUGCUUUUUGGUUCACCGGUUUGGAUAUCGUCCACAAUUCCAGUAGACUGGACAUGGCUUUCUUCUGGUGAUGUUGAGGCUUCAUCAAAUAGAGAUGUUAACUGCACUAAGCGACAAAGUAUUUGUGAACUCGAGGGGGAUGCUACUGUAGAUGAGAUACUCAAUCAGCAGUUCAAAAUGUAUACAUCCCUCUCGCAAACUCGUUCUGACGUGAAAAUGGUUCAAUCGCUUAUACCAAUUUGGGAGGAGUUUGAGAGAAAUGGGAUACACGAGGCAGCAAUAUCUUCUAAUCCUGCUAAACCACUUCCAGAAGAUGUUUUGAAAACUUUAUCACUUGGUCCAGAAUUUAAUGAGAAACUUGUCAAAUUGCAUUUUGAUACAGAAAACUCUUUGCGUUUAACUCAAUUAAAGAAAGAUGUAAAGUCUAUGCACCAAAUGACCUCUCCAAAAGAUGGAGGAAAUUCUGUUGGACUUCGAACUGAUAAUCUCAAUUAUGGAGAGAUGAUGGGAUCUCUGUUGACACAAGGUUCUACUGAAGAGACGGAUGCAAAACUGAAUAAAGAACUGCCAGCAUCUCAAGCGAUUCAGACAUUAAGUAUGAAGGCUGCAGAUAAUGAAGCACUAGCUCUGCUUAGAUGGCUUGCCACUUCUCAGGCAGCUGAUGAUUUGAACUCCGAUGAUGAACUUGUUCAGGAGACAAUACUGAGUCCUUUGUUGCCUGCAACAACUAUUGACAAAGUUCUGGAGAAAGCUAAUAUGGAUUAUGAGAGUGAAUCCCAAAAGGAAUGUCAGGACAUCCUUGAUUCGGUUGGUGACUUUGAGGGAUCAAAGGAAAAAGAUUCUUAUCCCACUGAUCGGAACUGUUCUUCCAAAGUUGAACCUGCAUGUAUGAUUCUCCAGGUGAAUGGUACCGGGGAUCAUGUUCUCUCAACUCCAUCUCCUUGUGCCGGAUCAAUCGAAAAUUUUUCUGAAGUAGAGAUGAAGAAUGAACUUAGGACUCCUGAACCCCAGGUUACGAAAGAUGGUCUAAGCUCCAAUCAUAAACACAAAAGGAAAAAAUUAUUAUGGGGCUCUUUACCUUUGUCUGCGGCCCAAAAGCUGAAGACUGAGAGUGAACCUGUCAGUUUGUACAAGGAAACUAAGGAUCCUGUUGGUACAAGUGCCUCCUCUGAAAGUGAAGUGAGAAAACAUGCAGGCACUGAUGCUUGUGAUAGUACGUUGGGAAGAUGCUCUCUGCGGGACUUGAUGAGGAGAAAGCGAUCUUAUCGAAUUGAGCCACCUGAAAAAGAAGAUACACUUUAUCAAAUGUUGCAUUUUGACGAACUUAAUGGGAAGUCUCGUGAUUCUUUAGCUGACAGGCUAUCAUUAGCCCGACACUCAGUAAGUCAUGAGGCUGAUGAUGUUAAAAUAACCAAUUCUGGCUGUUCCUUGUAUGGUAAACUUCCACUUUUGUCUGGCAGUGUCAACUCUUUAAAUGCAAGUACGUUAGAUGGAAAAUUUGACACAAAUAUCAAAAUUGCUGCGGAAGUUGGCACUGGAGCAAUUGCUCAACAUGGGAACAUCUUCACAGGCUCUUCUGAAGCUCCACCUGUGAAUACAGGAUUCUGGCAAUUAAAGCCUGACAAGCUCGAGUCUGAAGCUUCCCUUGGCUGUUGUGAAACUUUCAACAAAUCUAAUGCUCAGACUUCCAAGUCAGGUGCUGAGGAAAACUUUUUUGUUGAUGAGAGUCUUCAUAGUUCUGCUGCUGACCCUGAAGCUUCUUGUGGAGAUGGUCACACUGGAAGGGGCAUUGAUGGCUUAUCUUCCAGAAGUGGAGUAUCCGAGAUACCUUUUGAGAUUGGCACAAAUGUCACAACUGACAAAACUGCUUUAAACAAUGAAAGGUGUGGUAGCCAGAAACUGGGGAGAGAUUCCUUUUUAUCUGGGCUUAGUAACUUGUUGCCCUCGAUCAUCCAGUCUGAUGAUAAGGACUUAAUUGGCAUGACCUUCUCUAGGAAACCCCCAAUUGCAGACUGGAAGGAUGGGGGAUUUCUGAGUUCUUCAUAUUUACAAGAGGAAGGAGCUUUGGAUGAUAUUCUCCCAUUUUUUGUGAGAGACUGCCAAAAUGAGACAGACAUCGAGAACAACUGUGUUAGAAAUAGUGAGUCUCAUUCUCAUCAAGAAUCUGCCUUAGGUGUCCCUACUCACUAUCAAGCUGAUGGCUCUUGUUUGUAUCUGUUAACACCUGCAAUUUCACCUCCUUCUGCCAAAAAUGUAUACCGCUGGCUGUCAAGAGGUGACAAAGGAUCUUCUGCGAGUUUGACUGGUUCACAGAAUUCUUUGCCUAAUGAUUUGAACGAGCCUUCACUCAAGUAUGAUUCUGUAUGUGAUGUGCAACCUAAUCUACCCCAAGGACCUCAAGUAGAUCAUAGAAAUCUUGAAGCAGAAAGGAUUCCUUUUUGUAAUGACAUGACAGAAGUAUUGGAAAGAGAAGCCGAUGUUAUAAGAGUUAAAACAUACCCUGACCGCUCACAAGAUAGUUCUCAGAUUUCAGGUCCAGAUGGGAGAUCAAAAUCCACUCCGCUUAGUCAAACUGGAUUUCGAGACCCGGCAAGUGUUGGCAGUGGCCAGCAGCUGACGUUGUUAAGUAUAGAGGUUCAAGCAGAAUCUAGAGGUGAUCUUCGACCCGAUCCUCAGUUUGAUGCUAUCAAUAUUGUAUUGCUUGCUAUUCAGAAUGAUUGUGACUCCAUCGUUGAAGUUCAUGUACUUAUGCACAGCGAUGCUGAAAAUUGUCAGAGGAGUCAUGACGGGAUUUCUGACUGCAAGCUGUUUGUGUUUCAUGAAGAGAAGUACUUAUUUCAUCAUUUUAUCAAGUUUGUAUGCUCGUUGGACCCUGAUAUAUUAAUGGGUUGGGAUAUUCAAGGUGGUUCCCUUGGUUUUUUGGCUGAAAGGGCAUCACAUCUUGGUAUAGGUUUACUCAACAAGAUAUCUAGAACACCAUCUGAAGCCAAGAUGGUGGCUGAGGAUUCAGAAGUUCCGGAGAAAGUCUUACAAGAUAACCUGGCUGCUGACUCAAUUGUUGCUGAUCCAGUUGUAUUAGAAGAUCCAAUAAUUGAGGAUGAAUGGGGACGGACUCAUUCCAGCGGUGUCCAUGUUGGUGGUAGAAUUGUACUGAAUGUCUGGCGGCUGAUGCGCAGUGAAGUGAAGCUUAAUAUGUACACAGUUGAAGCUGUUUCUGAAGUUGUGUUGAGGCGGAAAGUCCCAUAUAUUCCUAAUAAACUACUCACAAAAUGGUUUUUAAGUGGUCCUGGAAGAGCAAGAUACCGAUGUAUCGAAUAUGUGAAGGAGCGAGCAGAAUUAAACCUUGAGAUGAUGAAUCAAUUAGAUAUGAUAAAUCGAACAUCAGAACUUGCACGUGUCUUUGGGAUUGACUUUUUUUCUGUUCUCUCUAGAGGCUCCCAAUACCGUGUUGAAUCUAUGGUUCUGAGACUGGCACAUACACAAAACUAUCUUGCCAUUUCCCCUGGGAAACAACAGGUAGCUUCGCAGCCAGCAAUGGAAUGCAUCCCUCUUGUAAUGGAACCAGAAUCUGGUUUUUAUGCAGAUCCAGUAGUUGUUUUGGAUUUUCAGUCUCUUUAUCCAUCAAUGAUAAUUGCAUACAACCUUUGCUAUUCUACAUGCCUUGGAAAAGUUGCGCCAUCAGAGCCAAAUACACUUGGUGUCAGUUCAUUUUCACCAGAUCCACAUGAUCUGCAUGAUUUAAAAGAGCAAAUACUGCUUACUCCAAAUGGUGUUAUGUGUGUGCCAGCAAAGGUCCGUAAAGGCGUACUGCCACGCUUAUUGGACGAAAUAUUGUCAACCAGAAUAAUGGUUAAACAAGCAAUGAAAAAAUUGUCUCCAUCACAGAAAGUUCUUCACAGGAUAUUUAAUGCAAGACAGCUUGCACUAAAGCUGAUAGCAAACGUGACAUAUGGUUAUACAGCUGCUGGAUUUAGUGGCCGCAUGCCUUGUGCAGAGAUUGCAGACAGUGUUGUUCAGUGUGGCCGUAGCACACUUGAAAAGGCUAUUUCAUAUGUAAAUGCACAUGACAGGUGGAAGGCUAGAGUUAUUUAUGGCGACACAGACAGCAUGUUUGUCCUUCUAAAAGGCCGCACUAGGGAAGAGUCUUUUCAGAUUGGACAGGAGAUUGCAUCUGAAAUCAGUGCUAUGAGUCCGACUCCAGUUGCUUUGAAGAUGGAAAAAGUUUAUCAGCCAUGCUUCCUCCUCACCAAGAAGCGAUAUGUUGGUUACAGUUAUGAAAGCCCUGGACAGAGUGAACCUAUUUUUGAUGCUAAAGGCAUUGAGACAGUUCGCAGGGAUACAUGUGGGGCUGUUGCCAAGACAAUGGAGCAGUCUCUGAGACUUUUUUUUGAACAUCAAAACAUGCCUGAGGUCAAAGCAUACUUACAGCGCCAGUGGAAGCGAAUUCUUUCUGGAAGAGUGUCCCUUCAGGAUUUUGUAUUUGCAAAAGAGGUUCGUCUAGGAACUUACCGUGCUAGUGGUUCAUCACUUCCACCAGCUGCAAUUGUUGCUACGAAAGCUAUGAGAAUUGACCCUAGGGCAGAACCACGUUAUGCAGAGAGAGUACCUUACGUUGUAAUACAUGGGGAGCCUGGGGCCCGUCUGGCUGAUGUGGUUGUGGAUCCUUUGAACCUCCUGGCCACUGAUUCACCCUAUAGACUAAAUGAUAUCUAUUACAUCCAAAAGCAGAUAAUCCCAGCUUUGCAGCGAGUGUUUGGGCUUGUUGGAGCUGACCUGCAGCAGUGGUUUUCAGAUAUGCCCCGCCCAGUAAGGGAAGCUUUUGGAAAACGCCCCUCUUAUGCUUCAAAUCCACACCGAACCAGAAUUGACUAUUACUAUCUUUCAAGGCAUUGCAUAUUGUGUGGUGAGUUGGUCCAGGGAUCAGCCCAUCUAUGCAAUCAAUGUGCUGAAAACAAAACUGCUGCAGCAGCAGCUAUAAUCGGAAGAACUUCAAAGCUGGAGAGAGAGAUGCAACACCUUGCUGCUAUCUGUCGACAUUGUGGAGGUGGGGACGCGCUUGAAGGAAAUGGCAUCAAAUGCACUUCUCUUGCAUGCUUAGUGUUUUAUGAGAGACGCAAAGUUCAGAAAGAACUGCAGGGAACUGCUUCUGUUGCUGCAGAAACAGGUUUGUACCCUCAAUGUUUGAUGCAUGAGCAUAGGCACUUCACCACACUCUCUCUCUCUCUCUCUAAAAUGGCACAAUCUCCGUACUCUCUACUCCUCCUCAGGCGUUUGAUCUCUCGCUAUUCCUUAAACCCCAAACCCUCUCCGCCUCUCUUCUCUCUCCUAAAACCCUUCUCUACCUCCUCCUCGAACCCAAACCCUUCCUCUCUCUCCGCUCGCCUCAGCUUCGUCUUCGACCAAAUCGACGCCAUUGAGAAAGACCGCUCCGACAAGGACCAAACCCUCCAAAAGAUCCGGGCUUGGCGCGAAUCCAAAAACCCCCAAUCCCCAGAAUUAGGGUUCGAAAAUGCCCGCCUCGAUUCGAUUGGUCCCUCCGCCGCCGCCGCCGACGUGGAACCGGAGAAACCCGCGGCGGCGGUGAAGAAGGAGGUGGAGGUGGUGCACCCGUGGCCGGAGUGGAUUGAACUGAUGGAGAGGCUGGUGCAGCAGAACUACUUUGACCAUAGGAGGAAGGACGAGGACAGAAUGGUCCAAGAAAUGGGCUUUGAUGCCUCUGAAAUCCAUGAUGAUUCCCAGGGUUUGGAUUUCAGGGAUUUCAAGGCUGUUCAUACUGCCUGUCUUAAUUUCGGGAAGGACCGGUUUGAUAUUUUCAGGUCCUUGUCGAGACAGGAUAUUCAAAUUUUGGUGGGUUUUGGAUGCCCGAGUACGGACAAGAAGGUGGUUUUCUCUUCGAAGCUGUUAAGGAAGCACACCCACCUCGAUGAAGGAGAUGUAUGUAGUUCCUGCAGUUUAAGGAAUUCCUGUGAAAGAGCAUAUUUGAUUACUAACAAAGAGGAUGAGGCGCGGACUAUUGAUAUAAUGCGUGUUUUAUUGACUUAUGGCUUUGAUCCUAUAAAUGGAUCAGUACAAAACAGGUCACUUCUAAAACAAAAAACCAUUAAAACUGUAGUCCGUAAGUUGCUUCAUCAGGUUGUCAAGCUGAGUUCAGUUCCAAUAGAUCCUAGUCUACCUCCUCCGGUGAUUAAAAAGCCACCCCCAAAAGUGAAGCAGCCUCCUCCCCCUCCAAGAAAACGAGUUGGACGUGAUGACAUUGAGAUGAAAAAAGGGGACUGGCUAUGCUCUAAGUGCGACUUCAUGAAUUUUGCCAAGAACAGCCUGUGCCUGCAGUGUGAUGCCAAGCGUCCAAAGAGACAGCUGCUUCCAGGAGAAUGGGAGUGCCCAGAGUGCAACUUUUUAAAUUACAGGAGAAAUAUGGCAUGUUUUCAUUGUGAUUGCAAGCGCCCACCUGAUGAAUAUAUUGAGAACAACAUGCAAGAAAAGCAACGUGGCCCUAGGACUAGGAUGGAUAAGACUGCGAUUCGGCCUGAGGCCUCUAAUGCCUGGAAUUUUGAUUUUGAUGACAAUGAGUCAGAUGGGGCAGAUGUUGCUGCUUUUGAGUAUGCGGAUCCAGUAAUGAGUGAAGGGUCUCUCGACACCCAGGCUCAAGGGGAAAAUUUUCGACGUCCUGAAUACGAUUUCAGUAAAAAUAGGAGAGUGUCAAGGGUUGACAAUGAAGAAUAUUCUGAUGCUGACACUAUUAAGCCAGGCAGAGGGUUUGAUGAUUUUGAUGAUGAAGAUGAUGAUAUUGACAAUUACGAGUUGGACACUCGUCCUAAAGAUACAGCACAGAACACUUCUUCAAUUGAUUUUUCUGAAUUGGAGGGAUCUGAAUCAGAAAACAGUGAAGGUCCAGACAAUAAUUUGCAUGCUCGCAAAACACUCUCUCCAUCUUACAAUAAGCCAUCUAAGUAUAUGCAUCGACGGGCAGCAUUAUCUGUCUCAGAUGAUGAUGAAAUUGAUUUAAAUUCUGACAAAGACCUUUCAGUUCUUCGCAACCGAAGAUCAAGUCAUGUUGCUGAUUCUAGAUCAAGAGGUAGGGGUAGAAACUCAACUAGUCCAUCAAAGAGAGUAAGCUUUGUAUCUGAUGAUGAAGCUGGGCUCUACUCUGAUGUGGAUGAUGAUCUAGAUCAAAAUAUUAGAUCCAGACAAGGUAAACUGAACAAAUUGAGUUCUGGGAGAAAAGACUUUCAGAGGAGAAGAAAUUUUGAUAGUGAAGAUGAUUCAAUGUCUGGUUCAGAUUCAGAGAAUGACGAUUUUCAUUCUCAUAAAAAUAGGCACAGAGGAAAUAAACCAAACAGUUUCAAAGGUGCACAAUUUAAAUCCAGCGGAAUGAAGAGUGGCAGGAAGAACUCUUUCAGCGAUGAUGACUUUGAUAGACCAACCCGAGGGUCUCGUGAUAACAGAGGAUUUCGAGGGAAUGAUUUUGAUGGCAAGAGAAUGAGUAACAGAGGUGUUGAUAGGCAGAAUUUUAAGGGGCCUAAAAGAGAAGCAUUUGGAAAUGGUGGUAGGAGAAACUCUUUUGGUGACGAUUUUGAUAGAUCUAAACAAGUAUCUCGUGGUAAUAACAGAGGAUUUCGGGAAAACAACUUUGAUGGGCAGAGAAUGAGUAACCGUGGCUUUGAUAAACACGAUUUUAAGGGACCUAAAAGAGAAGGAUUUGGAAAGCAGCAGCGUGAAAGAUUUAAUAAUGAUUGGGACAAGGACAGGGACUUUGGUAACUUUAGCAAUAGUCGACGCGUUAUUGAAAGAUAGAUCCAUGAUAAGAAUUGCUGUGUGGUGAACCGCCAUUGUUUGUUCCUGCAGUGAUGCAGCAAGCUGCCUCUCAUAUUAAUGGAACAGUUACCGAGGACACGAGGAUGUAUGGUCAGUUCACCCUUGCGCACGUCGGAGCAGAUUUCCCUUUACGAAUUUGAAUUCUCACAAUCAGAAAUCAUUUUCAUUGCGAGGCAGGAUCUCUUCAAGGUUGGGAUAUGUAACUGGUAGUUUUGCUUUAGCCGGACUUUGCCUCCUCAGACUAUAGCAUUAUGUCUCAUAUAUAAUAUCAAUCCAAGUUCUUCAGAAAUUUUUGCAAAUGAA
This is a messenger RNA of Rosa chinensis, 8911 nucleotides long. Its product is annotated as DNA polymerase zeta catalytic subunit. Lineage: Eukaryota; Viridiplantae; Streptophyta; Magnoliopsida; Rosales; Rosaceae. Gene Ontology annotation, cellular component: zeta DNA polymerase complex; nucleus. Gene Ontology annotation, biological process: double-strand break repair via homologous recombination; error-prone translesion synthesis. The record is from RefSeq and is a predicted model, not a curated record. Gene Ontology annotation, molecular function: DNA-directed DNA polymerase activity; nucleotide binding; DNA binding. The coding region runs from base 104 to 8587 and encodes 2827 amino acids. The transcript is spliced from 29 exons.